AUGCUCCCAGCUCUGAAAAGGACUGAUUGGGGACAUUGGCAGGAGAUAUUGCUAAAGCUGUAUCAUUACAACCACUGCCCUGAAAAUUGGACCAUCCGUGCCUACCAACCUGGUGAGCGUGUGCGCGGCAGUUCUGGGAAUGACCUGAGUCGAUGGGGUGGCGGACAUGUACGGCGGCUUCUGUCAGCUGCCUACACUGUAGCAUUCAUAUGCAUGCUUCGUUUCGACGAGGUUCUGAAGAUCCAGGUGCACGAUCUUCGUGUGCAUGACACCCAGGUAGCGCUACACCUUCCCUUUCGCAAAACUCAUCAAAACGGCAGUACGUACGUGACUCCACCCUCUGCUGCGAACUAA
Molecule: messenger RNA, 354 nt
Organism: Suillus fuscotomentosus
Lineage: Eukaryota; Fungi; Basidiomycota; Agaricomycetes; Boletales; Suillaceae
Exons: 1
Coding region: 1-354 (117 amino acids)
Biological process (GO): DNA integration; DNA recombination
Molecular function (GO): DNA binding
Source: RefSeq, a predicted model, not a curated record